Trifolium pratense (red clover) is the source of this 855-nucleotide messenger RNA. RefSeq lists its product as uncharacterized. The coding region runs from base 1 to 855 and encodes 284 amino acids. The transcript has 5 exons. The record is from RefSeq and is a predicted model, not a curated record. NCBI's taxonomy places the organism in Eukaryota, Viridiplantae, Streptophyta, Magnoliopsida, Fabales, Fabaceae.
AUGUACAAGAGGACAAAAAGACAUCAAAUUGUUACUAAUUCUUCUUCAAAAUUACCAAUUGAUGAUUUGCGGCAUUAUGCCAAUAGGUUCGGUGAAGUUCAUACUGUUACUCUCGAUACAACCCAAAAUCAGAUAUUUUACGGAGGAUCUGCAUUGAUAAGUGGAUAUAAUCUAUCACUCAAUCUCAAUCAAUAUAGCACAUCUUCAGUUAUUGUUGAAAGUGGUCCACCAGCAGAACUUAAUAGCAUACAUGCCGGACUUGGGGUUCGUCCAGACAUAUAUCACGAUAGUCAACUACGACUAACUACACAUUGGACGGCAUUUGGUAGCGCUCAUUCUGGAUGUUCAGAUACUCAAUGUCCUGGUUUCGUCCAAGUAGACAAGCGAUAUUUUGUAGGAUCUGUAGUAUCUCCCGCUACUCCCAUUGGAGCAUCAUAUAAAAAAUGCAUGGCAACCAAAAUUCAACGGGAUCGAUCCACAGGAAAUUGGUGGUUAAUUGUUGAUGUAGAUGAUCAAGCACAUGUUGGAUAUUGGCCAAAAGAAAUAUUCACUCACUUAAGCAAUGGAGCAUCUAAGGUUAGAUUUGGGGGUGAAACUUUUGCCGCAUCUAAUACGGUAAGUCCCCCAAUGGGUAGUGGGAGAUUACCUCAAGACGGAUAUCAAUAUUCAGCUCUUAUGGGAUUACUUCAGCAUAUUGAUACAAAUUAUAAUCAAAUUGAUCUAUAUCCUGCAUUUUUGAAGGUAUAUAAUGAUGCUAAAAAAGAUUGUUAUGAUUUGACGUUUAAAGAAAAUUUAACAUAUGUAUUUCGAAGAGCUAUUUUGUAUGGUGGGCCGGGUGGAAAUUGUAACUUAUGA